AUGCCCAACUGCAUCUCCCUCCUUGAGGUCAAGGAGUUGGUUGAGGAGCAUUUCAACCAGGUGCCUAUGGGUCAUCUCCUGAUCCCAAAACUGCCCCAGAUGCCCACUGUCAGUGACCCCUUGCUCCACCAAGUCCACUGCAUCAGGGAAAACAUGCAACGGCUGGAAGAAGGUUUGCAGAGCAUGCUGCUUACAAAGGUAGAGGAAGGCGAUCCUGCCGUGGAUGCAUUGACCUGGCUGGAAGGACUGGUGGAUGAGGUAAUGGAUGCCAUGUGA
This is a messenger RNA of Suillus discolor, 276 nucleotides long. RefSeq lists its product as uncharacterized. Bases 1 to 276 code for a protein of 91 amino acids. The record is from RefSeq and is a predicted model, not a curated record. The transcript is spliced from 2 exons. Lineage: Eukaryota; Fungi; Basidiomycota; Agaricomycetes; Boletales; Suillaceae.